AUGACCAAGAAAUCAACAAAGCUGGCAGCCGCUGCGAGUGCUGUCGACCCCACCCUCGACGCCCUCUUCUCAACCAGUGCCGGACCCGUCCAAGCUCCCCCCCGGGAACGCUACUUGGAGCCCAAGUCGCGAGAGGAGAGGCCGAAGCAUGAGACAGAGGGAGACAGCGAGCGAGACGAGGAUAGCAACAACGAUGAUGAUGAUGAGGCCCUCUCCGAAGCAAGCGGAGAGCUAGAUUACGAUGACGGCGACGAUGACCAAGAAAUUGCCGACGAGGCCGAUGAGCCUACUUCCGCUGAGGAGGAGGAAGGGGAGCAGGAGAAGCCCAAGAAGGGACGCAAGCGCAAGCGCAAGGACGACGACAACGCCGAACUAGAAGACAGGUACAUGACCAGGCUGUCCAAGGAAGAGGACCCCGAGGGGGCCAAGCGGUCGGAGAAGCGGCUGAGGAAAGCUGGCGGCGACGGCGAGGACUCUCAAGACGAGGACGCCUCCGGGCCACCCCCUAAGCACGAGUCCCUGACGGACGAGAGCAAGACGGCCGAACUCGAAAAGGCCGACCGCACAGCCUUCAUCGCCAACAUCAACAGCUCGGCCGUGUCAUCCAAGGCGGACAAGAAGGCCCUGCUGGCGCAUCUGUCGUCGGUGCUGGACGCCAAAGCAGGCGAGAAGAUUGAAUCGAUGCGCUUCCGAUCCGUGGCCUUCUCGACCGGCUCCAUGCCCAAAAAGGCUGCCUAUAUCACCAAGCAGAUCAUGGAGGCCACCACGCGCUCCACAAAUGCCUACGUCGUGUACCCAACCGCCGCAUCCGUGCGCAGGGCCGCCGCCGAGCUCAACGGCACUGAGGUCCUGGGCCGCCACAUCCGCGUCGACAGCGUCUCACACCCAUCGCCCACAGACCACCGCCGCUGCAUCUUUGUCGGGAAUCUAGGAUUCGUCGACGACGAGUCUAUACUCGAGGAUACCGAGGACGGCAAGACGGUCAAGAAGAAGCGCAACAAGGUCCCCUCCGACGUGGAGGAGGGUCUCUGGAGAACCUUCUCCAAGGAAGGCAAGGUCGAGAAUGUGCGCGUCGUUCGCGAUCCCCACACACGCGUCGGCAAGGGCUUCGCUUAUGUUCAGUUCUAUGACGGCAACUCUGUCGAAUCAGCUCUCCUCCAGGACGGCAAGAAAUUCCCCCCCAUGCUCCCCCGCGCCCUGCGCGUCACCCGAGCCAAGGACCCUCGCAAGACAAACAUGGCCAUCGAGCGUCAGAGGGACAAGCUCAACAGCCGCCGCGCUGACUCCCAGUCCAAGAGCACAAAGUACAAGCAGAAGUUCACACCCGAAGAGAUGUCCCAGGCCGGUAGGGCAUCCAAGCUACUCGGCCGUGCCGGUGCUGCUCAGCAACAACAUCAACGCAGGCCUUACAACAGCAACAACAACAACAACAGGGGUCGUCAUCAUCAUCGUUCCAAUGACAGGAAUGGCGCUGGUGCCGACGUCGACAUGUCCAACAUCAAGACCCCCCAGGAGAUUGUCUUUGAGGGAACCAGGGCUUCGUCUAUCAAGAGUGCUCGUCGUCAAAAGGACUUCAAGAUGGCCAAGAAGCAGAAGGGCAAGGGUGGUCCCGGAGGUAGGCCUGCCGGCAGGAGUUCGCGUAGGGCUGCUGAGUGGAAGAAGACCAAGAAGGAUUGA
Molecule: messenger RNA, 1677 nt
Organism: Geosmithia morbida
Lineage: Eukaryota; Fungi; Ascomycota; Sordariomycetes; Hypocreales; Bionectriaceae
Product: nucleolar protein 12
Exons: 4
Coding region: 1-1677 (558 amino acids)
Molecular function (GO): RNA binding
Source: RefSeq, a predicted model, not a curated record